AUGAAGAUCUUAGCUAUCCUCUACAAGGGCGGUAAUGCUGCUACGAGCGAGCCCCGUCUCCUUGGUACUGUGGAGAACCAGCUCGGUAUCCGCAAGUGGCUUGAGUCACAAGGCCACGAGUACAUUGUCUCGGAAUCAAAAGAGGGCCCUGACAGCGACUUCCAGAAGCAUAUCGUUGAUGCUGAGAUCUUGAUCACGACUCCAUUCCACCCCGGGUACCUCACUGGUGACUUGAUCGCAAAGGCCAAGAACCUUAAGCUCUGUGUCACCGCUGGUGUUGGCUCUGACCACAUCGACCUCAACACCGCUGUCAAACAUGGUAUUCAGGUCUUGGAGGUCUCAGGAUCCAAUGUCGUCUCCGUCGCUGAGCACGUUGUGAUGUCUAUCCUCCUCCUCGUCAGGAACUUUGUUCCAGCACACGAGAUGAUCGAGCGUGGAGACUGGAUGGUCUCUGACAUUGCUCGCAAUGCCUUCGAUCUCGAGGGCAAGGUCGUUGGCACCAUUGGUGCUGGUCGUAUCGGUUACCGUGUCCUCCAGCGUCUGCUGCCUUUCGACUGCAAGGAACUCAUCUACUACGACUACGCUCCCCUGCCUGAAGCUGCUGGUAAGGCCGUCAACGCUCGUCGCGUCGAGGACCUCAAGGACUUCGUCUCGCAGUGCGACGUCGUCACUGUCAACUGCCCUCUGCACGAGGGUACACUCGGCCUCGUAAACGCUGACCUUCUCAAACACUUCAAGAAGGGUGCAUGGCUCGUUAACACCGCUCGUGGUGCUAUCUGUGACAAGGACGCCGUAGCUGCUGCCCUUGCAAGUGGUCACUUGAACGGUUAUGCCGGUGAUGUCUGGAACGUCCAGCCCGCACCCAAAGACCACAUCUUGCGCACGGCUAAGAACACCCUUGGCGGCGGUAACGGCAUGGUACCCCAUUACUCUGGCACCACCCUCGAUGCUCAGGCUCGUUAUGCAAGCGGCACCAAGAGCAUCAUUGAGAACUACCUCUCUGGCAAGGCCCAGGAGCCUCAAAACAUCAUCGUCGGUAUCGGCAAGUACGAGAGCAAGGCUUACGGUCAGCGUUGA
Molecule: messenger RNA, 1077 nt
Organism: Suillus fuscotomentosus
Lineage: Eukaryota; Fungi; Basidiomycota; Agaricomycetes; Boletales; Suillaceae
Exons: 10
Coding region: 1-1077 (358 amino acids)
Cellular component (GO): cytosol
Molecular function (GO): formate dehydrogenase (NAD+) activity; oxidoreductase activity, acting on the CH-OH group of donors, NAD or NADP as acceptor; NAD binding
Source: RefSeq, a predicted model, not a curated record